Molecule: messenger RNA, 2750 nt
Organism: Onychostoma macrolepis
Lineage: Eukaryota; Metazoa; Chordata; Actinopteri; Cypriniformes; Cyprinidae
Product: transmembrane and immunoglobulin domain-containing protein 1-like
Exons: 6
Coding region: 16-939 (307 amino acids)
Source: RefSeq, a predicted model, not a curated record
GUCAUUUUGUUCUGUAUGUGUUUGUGCAAACUAGCUGGUGUGUUUGCUGAUACAGAUGCAGUGGAGUCAGUGUCAGUGCUGGAGGGAGAUUCAGUCGCUCUAAACUCUGGUUUUACUGAAAUAACGGAUGAUGAUCUGAUUCUGUGGAGGUUUGGAGCUGAAAACACUUUAAUAGCUGAAAUCAGUGUAAUGGCCGGCAGCAUGGCUGUAUUUGAUGAUGUUCUUGAUGAGAGAUUCAGAGACAGACUGAAGCUGGACGAUCAAACUGGAUCUCUGAUCAUCACAAACACCACAACUGAACAUACUGGACUCUAUAAAGUAGAGCUCAAAGAUAAAGUGAACAAGAAUUUCAGUCUUAUCAUUUAUGCUCAUCUGUCUGUUCCUGUCAUCAGCAGUAACUCUUCACAAUAUUCUUCAUCAUCAUCAUCGCAGCAGAAUUGUUCAUUGUUGUGUUCAGUGGUGAAUGUGAGUCAUGUAACUCUCUCCUGGUACAAAGGAAACAGUUUAUUGUCCAGCAUCAGUGCGUCUGAUCUCAGCAUCAGUCUCUCUCUACCUCUGGAGGUGGAAUAUCAGGAUAACAACACCUACAGCUGUGUGCUCAACAAUCCCAUCAGCAACCAGACCACACAUCUGGACAUCAGUCAACUCUGUCACACAUGUUCAGGCUCUCUGUCUCUGAUAGUGUUGAUCUCUGUUACUGCUGCUGCUGGAUCUCUGUUGAUUGUGGCUGCAUUCGGUAUAUUUCUCACAUGCAGGAAAUGUAAAAAAACUGAUCAAAAAGUUCAGACUCCUGAAGAGAUCACUUACAUUGACCCAACAUUCAACAACAGAAAUACGCAUAAAACGAAUGUUGAAGAGGAAGCUCAAGUAGAGUAUGCAUCAAUCGCCUUGAGUACCGGACCCAGACCCUCCUGCAACAACCUUUACAACUCCUGCUGACAACAAGUUCUUUAAAACUUGUAGAUGAGUUUUGGGAUUGUUGACAAUGUGUAGUAUCUACAGUACAUGUAUCUAGAGGCCCGUUCACACCGGUAGUGACUCGCAGUGACUAAAACUGCCUUUUCCGACAAAUGACAGGACUGCAUGCAGAAGUUUUGGAUCCGUUUUAAACUUUGGGUGCGUUUAAAUAUUUACUUUCAAUAAAUAAAUAAAUAUUUACUGACCACUGUGAACUUAGACAUACUUGUUUUGUUGCACAUGAUUAUUGCCUACUGUAUAGCGGGGAAGUAUGCGAUUUGAUACACAGCUGUUUUAUAACAGUAAGAAGUCUUUUCUUGUAGCCUAAUCUUAAUGUAAUAUUGUGUCAUGAUUAUCGAAAUAAAACAUAUUAUAGAUGCACUUCACUGGUAUUUAAAUGAUAUAGACUUAUACUAAAUCUGUUCUUGAUCAUACAGAUUAAGCAGUAGGAGUUUUGAAUGAAAAGUGUUUCUGUUGCUACAGUACAUGCAAAACAUCUGUGUAUUUGACAAAUAGUUACCGCAUCCCACCCAAAAACCGCACUGACGUCACAAGAAGGUGAUGUGUUCAACUUCAAGCCUCUGUUUUCAAUUCCUCUUACAAUUGGAAGUGGCAACUCUCACCUUUCGGUUAAAUCCAGCUGUACACAAACAUACCUAGUGUUAAUUUGGCUAAAAUAUUAUUUAGUUGCAGUCAGUGAUUACUAUAGAGUGGUCAGAUGGCCCCUAGAGUUUGACUCUCUUUGGAGGCCCCUGGGAUCUCUGGCUCCACUAAAAGCUCAGUUUGUGAGUCAGAUUGAAACCUGCUGUAGUCGGAUUUAUUUACAGCUGUGCAAAAAUUGUGGUCUGAACUGUUGGGCGUAUAAAUGGCUUCUUCAUGAGGAUGUAUACUGGAAGAUUUUUGUGGUUGAUGUCAGUUUGAGAGUGUACGUCAGAGGUGUUAGUUGUGUGUCUGUGUGGAUAGUGUGUGGGUAAAGGGCUUUUUCCAUUCCUGUUCAUAUGAAGCUCACAGUUUGAUGUCUGCCUUCACUAAAAAUGCUGAACCCAUUAAUAAAUUCUGAAAAUUAAAGAUUGUCUUAGAGAUUGAUAUAGCUAUGUGAAUGUGAAAUGUGAAAAUAUUAUGCAGUGUAAUGUGAAAUAUCAAAAUCGAUACUUACGCAUAUGCAUGUCUCUCCAUGACCUCACACGUCACACUGUUAAAUGCCGAAUAAGCAGUGUUAGUUUCACUGGUUGCAGAUCCUGUAAGAGAAGUUAUUUCUGAGAAGAGGACGUGCUCUUGAUGUCACACUUUUUUUUUAUAUAUAAAGGUCAUAUCCUGUUUAUUUUUGUCGAUGUCAGGGGGUCAUUUUAACAAUAAAUGCAAGUAGUGUGAAAAUGAUUCAUAAUGCCAUUACUCUGGUCUUACCUGGAAAAACAGCCUCCAAAGGAAAAAACAACAUCUCAGAUGUAAAACUGGAAUAGCUGUCAAUGUGGAAAGAUGAUUACACCAUUUAAGAACAAACUGGCCAUGUUAACCAGACAAAUCUUGACACUUGAUACUUUAUUAGUUAGAAAGUGUACACACCACAGGCUUUUACUGUUAAUUAUAGUGCCAUGUAGUGUCCAGAAUCAGACCAUCGGGAACAAUAAAAGCUCCAGACGGUGUGCGCUAAUACAUCAUACAGUAGAACACCCAAAGGCCUAAUUAUAAACAUGAUGAAAGUGUUGAUGUUGUUUUUUGUUUGUUUGUUUUUUUGUGGACUGAGAAGCAUGUCAAUCAUUUAGAUUUAGUCACAAAACCAUCCGAACCAUAUU